GAGAGAGAGAGAGAGAGAGAGAGAGAGGAAGAGGAACCAAGGGAUCGUAAGAACCUGGUCAGCUUCGACUCCACUAGCUGCAGAGCACGCAAUGAAGCAGAGAAAGAGAUGAAAGGCGAUCAGGAGAGGUAGAAGGAACCGACUCGAAGAAGAGAUGGCAAGCCUACUGCCGAAGGUCGUCCCGUACAAACCCCCGUUCGCCUGUCCUCUUCGCCUUCUCCGGCUUAGUAGCAGCACGAGGACAAGGGCAAGAGCAGAAGCGACGGCGAGAACGGGCUUCGUGAUGAGCUCCGCGCCGGCUUUGCUUGCAGCACUCGUCGUCCUCUCGUCCUCCGCCGUGCCUUCGUCGCCGGACACGCUGUACGACGUGCCGCAGACGCUUUCCGGGGAUGACAAGAAGCAGGCCAGAAUCCAACGGCCGAAGUCGAGGAAAGCGGAGAAAUGUGUCGGCAAGUGUGUCACCACGUGCAUUCUGGGCGGCGCUGGCUCACCGGGCGAAGGACCCUUCAAUAUUAGAAGGCCUCUUGUGGUGUUCAAGGAUGGAUUCCGCAGUCGUCAGUACUGUUUGGUAGAGUGCUCAGACAUCUGCAACCUAAUCAAGGAUGGAGAAGAUGGCCCUUGAUACAGUUGUUUGUGUUGCAAGAAAUACCGGUACUAAACCCACACAAACCAAAGUGCAUCAAUUUGAAUUUCGUAUUUUAACAUCAUUGUGUUAACUGAAUGGCAAAUUUCUUGCUUAUUCUAAAGAAAUGCUUUCUUGGUGAGUGAUUUAGUAGCUGGCAAGUUUCUGAAACAUUGCAUAUUCUGUACUUCUGUGCAUAUUUGAAGAAUAAAUAGUUUAGACCAAUUAUUCAUUGUUGA
Messenger RNA from Musa acuminata subsp. malaccensis (wild Malaysian banana), 861 nucleotides. RefSeq lists its product as uncharacterized. The record is from RefSeq and is a predicted model, not a curated record. NCBI's taxonomy places the organism in Eukaryota, Viridiplantae, Streptophyta, Magnoliopsida, Zingiberales, Musaceae.